AUGCCGUGUCAUCAGGGUCGGGAAGAAAGUGCAACUUACAGAAUAUUCAGCGACUUACAUGUCCACUGCCGAUCAGAACAUAAUUGCGCAUGGACGUAUGCCACGUGCCCAAACGAUCGCCUUUAUCGCAAGAGAGCUCAUAUAGCACAGCCGGACGACACUGCUUCCAUCGAGAUGAUGCUGGCCAAUGGACUCAUCAAGUGUUGGCACACCUCUUGCAUGUACUUCAUGUCGACGGAGGAUACACGCUAUUCACACUUGUCAAACGUGGAUCAUCAAUGCACCGACCAUGAAACCUGCUAUGGCUGUCUCAUUCGAGCAAACAGGAGGAUGGGACCAGGUCAUUCAACAUCUAGGGACGACACCGAUUGCGAGAUGGAGGAACCUGACAACGACGGAGAGAAUAAUGAUAAUGAUGAGGAUGACGAAGAUGACAAUGAUGGUUCAAACAAUAUGAGAGUUAAACCAAGGCUUCAAUGUCUACAUGACAAUUGCACGGUGAGGCAUUACCGAGUUCUCCAUUUGCGUACUCACUGCACGACGAGCCAUGGAUGCACACAUACGUAUGCCAGUUGUCCGAAUGAACGGAAGCGCAGGAACUCGUUUUUUGAGACACCGCCAGAGGACGUGGACUCGAUCGCAAUGAUGAAGGCCGAUGGAAUGGCCAAGUGUUGGCACACCUCUUGCAACAAAUGGUUCAGAUCGAUGGUAACGGUCAAGGAGCACAUGAGAAUGAAGGAGCACCAAUGCAAGGACAGCGAGACUUGUGCUGGAUGCAAUCAAACGACAGACGAUAUCACGCUGCCCGAGAUUAGGUUCAACAAGGUAGCUCUCAAGUGUCUCCACAAAGACUGCACCAGGACAAAGAUGAGCGGCAGCCUUAAGCACCUUCAGCUGCAUUGCAAGGGAGUGCAUCGAUGCACGUUAACGUUUGCCAGCUGUCCAAACUCAAACACAUACCGACGAAACAAGUUCAGGGCCGAUCCAAACGAUGCUGCAUCAAUCAAGAUGAUAUUGGCUAAAGGAUUGACCAAGUGUCCACACAAGUCUUGUGGUAACUUCUUCCACACAUUGUCGAGCAAGGUGAGGCACGCAGCAAAGAAGCAUCAGUGUGCACAAGAUUGCAAGGCCUGCCUUCAAUCUAUGGCCAUCAACAGUAAUGAUGACGAUGGACUUAUUACAACUGAUAGACCGCUGGGAUUCACUGUUGAGCAGUCUGGCAAUGAGGCAUUGUUUGACAUGAUCAAGUGUCCACAUGUCAGUUGUGAGCAUCAUGGGUCCAUGGACGACAUCAACAUUCAUCUUGGACAAGACCACAACUGUCAAUCAUCAUCACAGUUGCAACAACAAUGUAUUGGUUGCCAGUUGUCUCGUCACAAUGACAAUGAUGAACAUCAUCAACGUGAUUGGUUGCUCGUG
This is a messenger RNA of Acytostelium subglobosum LB1, 1419 nucleotides long. RefSeq lists its product as hypothetical. The transcript has a single exon. Lineage: Eukaryota; Evosea; Eumycetozoa; Acytosteliales; Acytosteliaceae. The record is from RefSeq and is a predicted model, not a curated record. The annotation marks the transcript as partial.